Messenger RNA from Morus notabilis, 1602 nucleotides. Its product is annotated as endoglucanase 24. The record is from RefSeq and is a predicted model, not a curated record. Bases 1 to 1602 code for a protein of 533 amino acids. Gene Ontology annotation, molecular function: hydrolase activity, hydrolyzing O-glycosyl compounds. Gene Ontology annotation, biological process: carbohydrate metabolic process. Lineage: Eukaryota; Viridiplantae; Streptophyta; Magnoliopsida; Rosales; Moraceae. The transcript is spliced from 6 exons.
AUGGAAGCUCACAAGAAAGGUGAGGAAACCAAGUCCAAAGAAUGGUUAUGGUGGUUAUUUGUGUUGGUGCUUGCGGGUGUUGUAGCCUCAGCUUCUGUACUCACUCUCUUGAGCUAUUUCAAGCACAUGACCAAGACCAAGCCAAGCGGCGUCCCACAUCGCCCAGGUCCCGUCGUCGCUCAAUAUGCGAAAGCUCUCGAAAUCGCCAUGCAAUUCUUUGAUGUCCAAAAAUCUGGUAAGCUGGUGGAUAAUAGGAUUUGGUGGAGAGGAGAUUCCGGGCUACAAGAUGGGAUUGAUCAGAACUUGGAUUUGUCAAAGGGAAUGUAUGAUGCGGGUGAUCUUGUAAAGUUUGGUUUCCCUUUGGCUUUCACAGCCACAAUUUUGUCAUGGGCAAUUCUUGAAUAUGGAGACCAAAUGGAAGCUGUUAAGCAAUUGGGUUUUGCUCAAGACUCUCUCAAGUGGAUCACUGAUUACCUUGUCAAUGCUCAUCCUUCUCCCAAUGUGCUCUAUAUUCAGGUGGGUGAUCCUGAAUUGGACCAUAAAUGUUGGCAAAGACCUGAAGCCAUGACAGAGAAAAGGCCAACUCUACAAAUCAACACAUCCUUCCCAGGAACAGAAGUCGCAGCAGAAACCGCGGCAGCUAUGGCGUCGGCGUCUCUUGUCUUCAAGAAACUGAACUCUUCUUACUCUAGUAUGCUCCUCAUGCAUGCUCAGCAGCUCUUUACCUUCGCAGAUACUUAUAGAGGUUCUUAUAGUCUUAGCAUUCCACAAGUCCAGGAGUACUACAACUCGACGGGUUAUGGCGACGAGCUCCUGUGGGCGGCUGCCUGGCUGUAUCAUGCAACUGGAGACCAUUCGUAUCUUGAUUAUGCGACCGAAAUAAACAGGCAAGAAUUUGCUAGUUGGGGAAGUGCAAGCUGGUUUAGUUGGGAUGACAAGCAUGCUGGAACACAGGUUCUUCUAUCCCGGAUUAGUUACUUUGGUGCGAAGGGGAUCUCGGUCGGUGAAAAUAUUGCUCUCCAAAUGUACAGAAAGACUGCAGAGGUUGUCAUGUGUGGGCUUCUCCCUGAUUCGCCACCAGCCACAUCAAGCAGAACACAGAAUGGCUUGAUUUGGGUGAUAAAUUGGCAUUGUCUACAACAUUCCAUGGCUUCUGCAUUCCUAGCUGUUCUUUACGGUGACUACAUGCUCACAUCCCAGACCGAAAUUCUCUACUGCGACGGCCAAUCCUACACACCGGAAGAUCUUCGCAAAUUCGCCAUGUCACAGGUUGAUUAUGUGUUGGGCCAAAAUCCCAUGGAGAUGAGCUACCUUGUUGGAUACGGUAACAACUACCCUCAACAAGUGCACCAUAGGGGAUCUUCUAUUCCAGUUGAUGCUAAAACUGGGUGUAAAGAUGGAUUCGAAUGGCUGUACUCACCCAAACCAAAUCCAAAUUUAGCUAUUGGUGCGCUAGUUGGUGGACCUUUCUUAAAUGAGACCUAUGUUGAUUAUCGGAACAAUUCAAUGCUAAGUGAACCAAGCACUUACAACAAUGCCCUCCUUGUGGCUCUUCUCUCAGGAUUGGUUUCCAGUUCUUCUGUGGUCCAAUCUUUUUCAUAG